AUGUCGAGACUGCAUUUCUUUAAAGGUGAUCCUAAAGAAGAUAUUUAUAUGAGACAACCUAAAGGCUUUGUUGUCAAAGGUCAGGAAUCUAAAGUGUGUCAUUUGAAGAAGUCUUUAUAUGGUUUAAAGCAAGCUCCUUUGUGUUGGAAUGAGAAGAUUCAUGGUGCUCUUGUCAAACUUGGGUUUAUUCGUAAUGAAAGUGACUACGGUGUGUAUACCAAAGGAUCUGGGCCCACCAUGGUUUAUUUUCGCACUAAUUGUUCAAGUGUCAAGACUCCUUUACCCACUCGUGAUCUUUCUGAUUUUUCCGAGUCUGACUCUGCUACCGAUGCCUCCAUGUAUCGCAGUAUUAUUGGUAAGCUGAUUUAUGCUGCUAAUUGUGCUCGUCCUGAUCUUGUGUUGCUGGUACUGCUGAACUUGGUCUUGAAUAUCGAGCUCAGAAAGUCUACGCUUGUUGGCUAUAGUGAUGCCGACUAUGCAAGGACAAGCAGGACCGUAAGUCCUUUACUGGGACAAUCAGGAUGUAUUGCAUUGGCUCAGAACCCAGUGUUUCAUCGUCGCACCAAGCAUAUUGAUGUUCGAUAUCAUGCUGUGCGUCACUAUAUUCGCAGUGGAGUGAUUCAUCUGGAGUAUCUUGAUACCAAGUGA
This is a messenger RNA of Magnusiomyces paraingens, 648 nucleotides long. RefSeq lists its product as uncharacterized. The transcript has 4 exons. NCBI's taxonomy places the organism in Eukaryota, Fungi, Ascomycota, Dipodascomycetes, Dipodascales, Dipodascaceae. Bases 1 to 648 code for a protein of 215 amino acids. The record is from RefSeq and is a predicted model, not a curated record.